Ylistrum balloti is the source of this 1627-nucleotide messenger RNA. Its product is annotated as tubulin alpha-1A chain. The transcript is spliced from 3 exons. Gene Ontology annotation, biological process: microtubule cytoskeleton organization; mitotic cell cycle. Gene Ontology annotation, cellular component: cytoplasm; microtubule. The coding region runs from base 103 to 1458 and encodes 451 amino acids. Gene Ontology annotation, molecular function: structural constituent of cytoskeleton; GTP binding. The record is from RefSeq and is a predicted model, not a curated record. NCBI's taxonomy places the organism in Eukaryota, Metazoa, Mollusca, Bivalvia, Pectinida, Pectinidae.
CGCGCCAUUCAAAUUUCUCACCAGCGGAUCAUCGAACUCCCCGUGAGGAUUUAACCGGCAUCUUCUUACCCCUUUCAACUCGUUUGAAACCAACUUUUCAUCAUGAGGGAAUGUAUCAGCGUCCACGUCGGCCAGGCCGGAGUCCAGAUGGGCAAUGCCUGCUGGGAAUUGUACUGUCUGGAACACGGUAUCCAGCCUGAUGGCCAGAUGCCCUCAGACAAGACCAUCGGAGGGGGAGAUGACUCCUUCAACACCUUCUUCAGUGAGACUGGAGCUGGCAAGCACGUUCCCAGGGCCGUGUUUGUAGAUCUGGAACCCACUGUUGUUGAUGAGGUACGUACCGGAACAUACAGGCAGCUUUUCCACCCCGAGCAGCUCAUCACCGGCAAAGAGGAUGCUGCUAACAACUACGCAAGAGGUCACUACACUAUUGGAAAGGAAAUUGUUGACUUGGUUCUUGACCGCAUCAGGAAGUUGGCUGACCAGUGUACCGGUCUUCAGGGAUUCCUCAUCUUCCACAGCUUCGGCGGUGGUACCGGAUCUGGAUUCACCUCCCUCCUCAUGGAACGUCUCAGUGUUGACUACGGAAAGAAAUCCAAACUGGAAUUCGCCAUCUACCCAGCUCCCCAGGUCUCCACUGCCGUUGUUGAGCCUUACAACUCCAUCCUGACCACCCACACCACCCUUGAGCACUCUGACUGUGCCUUCAUGGUCGACAACGAGGCUAUCUACGAUAUCUGCCGCAGAAACUUGGACAUUGAGCGACCAACAUACACCAACUUGAACCGUCUGAUUGGUCAGAUUGUCAGCUCAAUCACUGCCUCCCUCCGAUUUGAUGGUGCCCUGAACGUCGACUUGACCGAGUUCCAGACCAACUUGGUGCCAUACCCACGUAUCCACUUCCCUCUGGCUACAUAUGCCCCAGUCAUCUCUGCCGAGAAGGCCUACCAUGAGCAGCUUUCAGUUGCUGAAAUCACCAAUGCCUGCUUCGAGCCUGCCAACCAGAUGGUGAAAUGCGAUCCCCGUCACGGCAAAUACAUGGCCUGUUGCAUGUUGUACAGAGGUGAUGUUGUGCCCAAGGAUGUCAACGCUGCCAUCGCCACCAUCAAGACCAAGAGGACCAUCCAGUUCGUCGACUGGUGUCCCACUGGUUUCAAGGUCGGAAUCAACUACCAGCCACCCACCGUUGUUCCAGGAGGUGAUCUGGCCAAGGUCCAGCGUGCCGUGUGCAUGUUGAGCAACACCACCGCCAUCGCUGAGGCCUGGGCUCGUCUUGACCACAAGUUCGAUCUGAUGUACGCCAAGCGUGCUUUCGUCCACUGGUACGUCGGAGAGGGUAUGGAAGAGGGAGAAUUCUCUGAGGCUCGUGAGGAUUUGGCUGCUCUGGAGAAGGACUACGAAGAGGUCGGAGUCGACUCCGUUGAGGGUGAAGGAGAAGAGGAGGGUGAGGAAUAUUAAAUUUCCUGCCAAAAUGACUUUAACUACCCGAUUGAAUAUGUUGUCUUUAAGACCUGGACCUCAUUGUUAACUCACAUUUCCAAUACACCUUGCUAUGUGUUACAAUGUUGUGUUUGUUUACAAGAUAUAUUUCAUGUUGGGACGGUUAAUAAACCUGAUCUGAUAAAAA